UAACUUUCACUUUCUUGUGAAGAGCUUCAACACAGAACACGAUUCUUACUCUGGAUCAUCCACAGUGCUGUUUUCUCUUCUACACUUCACAAUGGAGUGGCGGAUUGUUCUCCUGGGGAAGACUGGAUCAGGAAAAAGUGCUACUGGAAACACCAUCCUCAAUGGCAAUUAUUUUGAAGUCAAAGCUUCUCCUCAAUCAGUGACAAGGAUAUGUAUGAUGAAAGAAGCUGGACACAUCAAGGUUGUUGAUACUCCUGGCAUGUUUGACACACUGCUCACCCCCAAACAACUGAAGCAAGAAAUCGGGCAGUGUGUGCUCAGUUCAGUUCCUGGUCCUCAUGUGUUUCUGCUGGUGAUCAGACUGGGCAGAUUUACAGAGGAGGAGAAGAAUGCUGUGAAGUGGAUUGAGGAGAAUUUUGGGCCAGAUGCAUCACUCUACACCAUUGUCCUGUUCACUCAUGCUGAUCAGCUGGGAGAGAGCUCAUUGGAUAAAUUUUUAGCAGAGAGCCCUGAACUGAGAAGAAUCCUAAAUGUCUGUGGAAAUCGCUAUCACGCAUUUAACAACAACGACUCCAGUCGUUUCCAGGUGAAUAGCCUAUUGCAGAAGAUCGAUGACAUGGUUCAGCUGAAUGGAGGGAUGUACUACACUAAUGAGAUGUACAGGAGAGCUCAAAGAAGUAAUGUUAUUGCUAAAAUACUUGGAGCAGUUGCAGAUGUAUCUGCAGGUGUAGCUGUAGGUGUAGCUGGUAUGGUUGCUAUAGCUUUGCUCAAUAAAUAGUUUUACUUAAGUACACUAUUUGGCCAAAAGUUUUGGGACACCUGCCCUUUCCAGCCAUACCGUUCUUCCCCAAGCUGCUACCACAACGUUGGAGGCAGACAACUGUAAAGUAUAUCUUUGUAUGUGGUAUCAUUAUAUGUUCCCUCCACUUAAACUCAGAGACCCACAGGAUCACAGAAGCAUUGUCCAGCCAGACAAAGCAAGCUUCAUGAAUACAUGCCUCACAUUGGUUGAUGUGGAAGAUCUCCUGCUAGAGAGCUCCAACCCAAUUCAACAUCUUUGGGAUGAAUGUGAACACUGACUGCACCCCAGACCUCCUCACUUCCACUACAUCAGUACCUGACUUUACUAACACACAUGUGCCUGAAUGAAUCUCACACACAUCUCCAUAAGUGCAAAUCCAAAUCAAUCUUCCCAGAAGAGUGGAGGUUAUUGUUAAAGCAAAUGGAGACUGAAUGUGGAAUGAGAUGUUCAAAAAGGAGCGCGUAUCAAUUAAUGCUCAGGUGUCCACAAACUUUUGUCCGUAUAGUGUAUUUAACUUUUUUUUUUUCUUGUAUACUGUAACCAGCAGCUCAGACUUUAAAAUCUUUAUUUUACUAACCUUUUAUGUAAUCGAUAGCUUAAGUUAAUUCAGAAUAAAUGAAAUUUGCUGAUAUAAAAAAUGAAUAAAAAUGUAAUUCUUUUUAGUAAAUGGUGUAUGGUUGAAACUAAUAAAAUAUUUUUCUAAAAAUUGUA
This is a messenger RNA of Silurus meridionalis, 1513 nucleotides long. RefSeq names its product GTPase IMAP family member 9-like. Bases 92 to 778 code for a protein of 228 amino acids. The record is from RefSeq and is a predicted model, not a curated record. The transcript is spliced from 2 exons. Gene Ontology annotation, molecular function: GTP binding. Lineage: Eukaryota; Metazoa; Chordata; Actinopteri; Siluriformes; Siluridae.